Striga asiatica is the source of this 4320-nucleotide messenger RNA. The record is from the annotation of a GenBank genome assembly. NCBI's taxonomy places the organism in Eukaryota, Viridiplantae, Streptophyta, Magnoliopsida, Lamiales, Orobanchaceae.
AUGAGUCGAAAGAGAAGUAAGCUUCCAAUCGAUAGGCUCAGCAGCUUGCCAGAUGGAGUCAUAUGCCACGUUCUCUCCUUCCUCCCGACACAGCUCUCUGUGUCAACAUGCGUUCUUGCUAAAAGAUGGAGGUUCUUGUGGGCCCACGUCCCCGUUUGGUAUUUCCAUGGAGACAUGUAUUCUUCAGACGUGAUCCACAGGGUUAUGCUGCGGCACAAGGCAAAAACAAUACAUACUCUUCGGAUCACGAGUAUAGAAGAUGAGAUAAAUGAGUAUAAACUGGAGACAUGGGUCACCACUGCCAUGGAGCGUAACAUUCGGAAUCUUCGUAUUUGUUUUGGCUAUGGAAGUAUUGCUUUAUUGCAUCAAGCCCUCUUCACCUGCAAGACCAUGGUCGACAUGAGGCUCGACAACGCCGAAGUCUUCUCUUCAACUGGGGACAUAUGUUUGCCUAGCCUCAAGAAACUUCAUCUUUCUGAAGUUGAGUUUGAGGAUGAUGAAGCUCUUCCGCACUUGCUUUCUGGUUGUCCUUUGCUCCAGGAGUUGAUCCUCGAUUAUGCGGUCAGAGAAGGAAACAUCCUGGGAUGUAUUAAUAUAUCAUCAUUGACUAUAAAAAGGCUUGAGUUGAGUUUUCAAAUUUGUUCUAUGUUUGUCCCGAAGGACAUGAACUAUAAGAUUUUAAUAGAUGCACCGGCAGUUAGAUGUCUCCGUGUUGGUAAAUGUUAUUUGGGGUGCACCACAAUUCCAUUGAGGUGGACAUACAAUGUUAUGUGUGGGGGGGGCGACAAAAAUGACCAUUCAAAUUUGGUCGAGUUUUCUAAUCAUUUGCGUCAAAUCCGGUGCUUAAAGAUAUCAUGCCAUCAUUACCUGAAGUCCGAUCGAAUUUUCAUGGAGAGAACAAGUAAAAUGAUUGGAAAGAGUCGUAAUCUUUCAAUCGAUAGGCUGAGCAGGUUGCCAGACGAAGUCAUAUGCCACAUUCUCUCCUUCCUCCCCACAAAGCUCUCUCUGUCAACAUGUGUUCUCGCGAAAAGAUGGAGGUUUUUGUGGGCCCACGUACCCGUUUGGGAUUUCAAAGGAAAUUUUGAUGGAGUAGAAUUUGUCGAAGAUGAAACACCAAAUCCAGACGUGAUUCACAGGGUUAUUCUGUGGCACAAGGCCAAAACAGUGCGUACUCUUCGGCUCCGCCAUAUAGACUGCAACAAGUAUCAACUAGAGACAUGGAUCUCCACUGCUAUUGGGCGUAAAAUACAGAAUCUCUAUCUCGACUUUGUCUACACAAAAAUUGUUAAGUUGCAUAGACCCCUCUUCAACUGCAAAACCGUGGUUGACAUGAAGCUCGGUAACUGCAGAGGCUUCUCUUCAACUGGGGACAUAUGUUUGCCUAGCCUUAAGAAACUUCAUCUUCAUUAUGUUGAGUAUGAGGAUGAUGAUGCCCUUCCGCACUUGCUUUCCAGCUGUCCUUUGCUUCAGGAGUUGAUCCUCGAUUGCCCCGAUGAAGAAACUGAUACGAACUUCUUGAAUGUGUCAUCAUCCACAAUAAAAAUGCUUGAGGUGAAUUUUGGAGUUGACGUUUCCUUCUAUGCAAACACGCCAGCACUUAGAUGUCUCCGUAUGGUUGAUUGUGAUUGGAAUUUCUCCGCAAUUCCAAUAGAAAUGUUCUCCUUAGUUGAGGUGUACAUCCGUUUUGAUCAUUGUGAAGACUUCCACAUUGACAACAAUGACAGCUCCAAUGUUUUAGAGGGUUUUAAUCGUCUGCGCAACAUCAGGUGCCUAAAGAUAUCAAGCUGUAGAUACCUGAAGUCGGGCUCAGCCCAUCGAUCACGGGUGACAGUGGCCCGCCUUGGAACAGGUCGGUGUUCGUCCGUGCAGGGGUUCGUAACAAAAAAUCCAGCUUGUGUAAAGUCCGAUCGAAUUUUGAUGGAGAGAACAAGUAAACUGAGUGGAAAGAGUCGUAAGAUUUCAAUUGAUAGGCUUAGUGGGUUGCCAGACGAAGUCAUAUGCCACAUUCUCUCCUUUCUCUCCACAAAGCUCUCUGUGUCAACAACUCAACAUGUGUUCUCGCGAAAAGAUGGAGCCCACGUCCCCGUUUGGGAUUUCAAAGGAAAAUUUGAUGGAGUAGAAUUUGUGGAAGAUGAAACACCAAAUCCAGACGUGAUUUACAGGGUUAUUCUGUGGCACAAGGCGAAAACAAUGCGUACACUUCGGCUCCGCCAUAUAAACUGCAAUGAGUAUCAACUGGAGACAUGGAUCUCCACUGCCAUUGAGCACGUCCCCGUUUGGGAUUUCGAAGGAGAUCCUUUCAGAAGCAAAACACCUAAUUCAGACUUCUUCUACAGGGUUACUCUAUUGCACAAACCGAGAAGAUUGCAUACUCUUCGGCUCAAAAAUCUACAGGUCAAUGAGUAUCAACUGGAGACAUGGAUCUCCACUGCCAUUGAGCAUAAAAUACGGAAUUUUAAUCUCGAUUUUGUUUAUCCAAGUAUUGCUUUGUUGCAUCAGACCCUCUUCAACUACGAAGCCGUGGUUGGCAUGAGGCUCGCGAACUGCAAGGGCUUCUCUUCAACUGGGGACAUAUGUUUGCCUAGCCUCAAGAAACUUCAUCUUUCUAAAGUUGGGUAUGAGGAUGAUAAAGCACUUCCGCACUUGCUUUCCGGCUGUCCUGUGCUCCAGGAGUUGAUUCUCGAUUGCUUGGAUACUGAAAAUGAUAUGAGAUUCUUUAAUAUAUCAUCAUCUACCAUAAAAGUGCUUGAGGUGAAUCGCCUAAUAAUUUUUAUGGAGCAUCCCUUUUGGAUUUUAGCAAAUGCACCAGCACUUAGAUGUCUCCGUUUGGUCGAUUGUGAUAUAGAUCGCAUCACAAUUCCAAUGGAUAUGGCCUCCUUAGUUGAGGUGGCCAUACGUUUUAAAUAUCCUCGUGUCUUUAAUAUUUACGACAUUGACAGCUCCAUUGUGGUACAGUGUUUUAAUCGUUUGCGCAACAUCAGUUGCCUAAGGAUAUCAAGCCGUAAAUACCUCACGAGAACAAGUAAAAGGAGUGGAAAGAGUCGUAAGCUUUCAAUCGAUAGACUCAGCAGGUUGCCAGACGACGUCAUAUGCCAUAUUCUUUCCUUCCUCCCGACAAAGCUCUCCGUGUCAACCUGCGUACUCGCUAAAAGAUGGAGUUUUUUGUGGGCCCACGUCCCCGUUUGGGAUUUCGAAGCAGAAUUUUUCGGAGACGAAACACAAAAUCCAGACGUGAUCUACAGGGUUAUUCUGUGGCACAAGGCAAAAACAAUGCAUACUCUUGGGCUCUGCCGUAUAGACUGCAAUGAGUAUCAACUGCAGACAUGGAUCUCCACUGCCAUUAGGCGUAAAAUACGGAAUAUUUAUCUCGACUUUGUCUAUACAGAAACUGUUAAGUUGCAUAGACCCCUCUUCAACUGCAAAACCGUGGUUGAUAUGAGGCUCGGUAACUGCAAAGGCUUCUCUUCAACUGGGGACAUAUGUUUGCCUAGCCUAAAAAAACUUCAUCUUUCUAGAGUUGAGUAUGAGGAUGAUAAAGCCCUUCCGCACUUUCUUUCCGGCUGUCCUUUGCUCCAGGAGUUGAUCCUCGAUUGCGAGGAUGUUGAAAAUUGUUUGAGAUUCUUUAAUAUAUCAUCAUCCACCAUAAAAAUGCUUGAGGUGAAUAUCGUAACUGAUUGCCAGCGUGUCCCCGACAUUAGGUUCUUUACAAAUGCGCCAGCACUUAGAUGUCUCCGUAUGGUUGUUUGUGAUUUGGAUUGCAUCACAUUUUCAAAAGCUGUGGCCUCCUUAGUUGAGGUGGACAUAUGCUUUACAGAUUGUUAUGAUUGGAGAUGGAGUGUUGACUACAGUGACAACUUAAGUGUGGUAGAGUUUUUUAAUCUUUUGCGUAAAAUCAGGAUUUUAAGGAUAUCAAGCCGUAAAGACCUGAAGAUGGCAUUGUGGCUGAAUUCGGAACAAUUGAUUUCACCGGUGAGACCCAACAUUCGGACAUCAUCUGCGACUGUUAAUAUAUCUUUGCCCGCGUUGAAAACACUCGAGAUCAAUCUUCGGCAUUAUUUGCCGAGAUAUCCCUGUCUACAGGAUUUUAUAAAUGCAGGUGAUUUCUACUCGAAUGUCGAUUUCUUAGCUGAGGCAUGGAUCUUCUUUGAAGUUGCUUUCUACUCGAAUGUUUGCAGCAGUAGCAAUUCCGAAGCUGUAAAAUAUCUUAAUUGUCUCUGUAAAGUCGAGUGCCUGAAUGUAUCAAGUUUCAAACACGAGGAGAUGCCGAUUUUUCUUCUCAAGAGCGGUGAGGGUUUGAGAGGAUUGGAAUAUCCAAGACAU